AUGAAACUCUUAAAAGCAGUGUCGCUGGCCGGCUUGCUUUCAGCUGGACUGGCAGAUGCCUUAUCUCUGUGGGACUUCCGCAACAGUUUCUCGCAAUUGCGGGUGCCCCAAUGGCCCCGGAACACGCACCAGGUCGUGGACCUUCCCGCGGUGAACCCGUUUACCAGGCUUGUGUACUCUGAGGAUGAGGCCUACGCUCUGCGUAUCAGGGCUGUCGACCCGGCGAAGUUGCAGAUUGACAACGUGAAGCAGUGGUCAGGAUACCUCGACUAUGGGGAGUCCAAGCACUUCUUCUUCUGGUUCUUCGAGAGCAGGAACGACCCGGCGAACGACCCGGUGAUCCUGUGGCUCAACGGUGGGCCUGGAUGCUCCUCCUUCACAGGGUUGUUCUUUGAGUUGGGACCCUCCUCGCUUGGACCGGACCUCAAACCCAUCCACAACCCGCACUCGUGGAACAACAACGCCUCGAUUAUCUUCCUCGAGCAACCCUUGGGCGUAGGGUUCUCUCACGGUGACGACAAAGUGACCUCCACGAAGCUCGCAGGUAAGGACGCGUACGUCUUCCUCGAAUUGUUUUACAAGGAGUUCCCUCACCUGCGCAGUAACGACUUCCACAUCGCUGGGGAGUCUUACGCAGGUCACUACAUCCCUCAGAUUGCUCAUGAGAUUGCAGUGGUCAACAGAGCGACCCGUACUUUCAACCUGUCCUCCAUCAUGAUCGGGAACGGGAUCACGGACACACUCGUCCAGUCCGAUUACUACGAACCCAUGGCCUGUGGGGGAGGUGGGUACCCAGCGGUACUCCCUCCAGAGGACUGUAAGAGCAUGGCAAAGGGCGCAGAACGGUGUCGCGUGCUCAACAAGGCCUGCUACGUCAGCAAGAACACGAUCCCCUGCUUCGCCGCUCUGACAUACUGCAACUCUGCGUUGCUGGGUCCCUUCGAGAAGACUGGACUGAACGUGUACGACAUCAGAGCACCUUGUGAGGAUCAAGGCGAUGACGGACUGUGCUACUUCGGCAUGCGGUACAUCGAAGAGUACAUGAAUCAGCAAUACGUCCAGGAGACGCUCGGUUCAGACGUCAACCACUACACCGGGUGCAACGACGACGUAUUCAACGGGUUCAUCCUCACCGGAGACGAGGCCAAACCAUUUCAACAGUACGUAGCAGAGCUGCUAAACCUUGACAUCCCGGUACUCAUCUACGCGGGGGACAAAGAUUUCAUCUGCAACUGGCUGGGCAACCACGCAUGGACGGACCAGUUGGAGUGGAGAGGCUCUGAAAAAUACCAGAAGUUACCUCUGCAACCCUGGAUCCAUUCGGAGACAGGUGAGGAAAUUGGACAAAUCAAAAGCCAUGAGGGGCUCUCGUUCUUGAGAAUCUACGACGCUGGACAUAUGGUACCUUAUGACCAACCAGAGUCCAGUUUGGAAAUGGUGAACAAGUGGAUCUCACACGAGUUUGCCGCCUAA
Molecule: messenger RNA, 1473 nt
Organism: Huiozyma naganishii CBS 8797
Lineage: Eukaryota; Fungi; Ascomycota; Saccharomycetes; Saccharomycetales; Saccharomycetaceae
Gene: ATG42
Product: carboxypeptidase C
Exons: 1
Coding region: 1-1473 (490 amino acids)
Biological process (GO): proteolysis
Cellular component (GO): fungal-type vacuole
Molecular function (GO): serine-type carboxypeptidase activity
Source: RefSeq, a predicted model, not a curated record